Messenger RNA from Solea senegalensis (Senegalese sole), 5078 nucleotides. It is a transcript of the gene sytl5, whose product is annotated as synaptotagmin-like 5. The transcript has 18 exons. Gene Ontology annotation, molecular function: phospholipid binding; neurexin family protein binding; small GTPase binding. The coding region runs from base 338 to 2596 and encodes 752 amino acids. Lineage: Eukaryota; Metazoa; Chordata; Actinopteri; Pleuronectiformes; Soleidae. Gene Ontology annotation, cellular component: exocytic vesicle; plasma membrane. Gene Ontology annotation, biological process: exocytosis; intracellular protein transport. The record is from RefSeq and is a predicted model, not a curated record.
CUGUGGAUCUCCUGUCUUCAGUCGCACCGACUCAUUCACUCUCUCUCUCGGUCUCAGACCCACGGACUCUCUCUCUGUCUCUCUGUGUCUCUCCUCCGGGACUGGACCGGAAUCCCGCAGCCCCCGCAUGGCAGGUUCCUGAACGGGGUCACCUCUGGUGAAAGGUUUCCUGAGGAUCUGAAGAUUGGCGACUGGGAUGUUCUGGCUAUGUUUACACUAAAAGAACACAAACCCAAGCGUUAGCAGAAGAGAAACUGGAGCACCUUGUGGUCAUGAUGUAGUUUCCCCUCAUGUGACACCACUGUUGCUGGUCAGUUGUGAUUGUCUGGGUCUAACAAUGGAGGAGGAGGCCAUGGAGGAUCUGAACCUGGCCUUUCUGCUGGAACACGAGAGAGAAAUGAUCCUGAAGGUGCUGCAGAAGGACGAGAAGCUGAGGAAGCGAGAGGAGAAGAGGAUACGGAAGCUGAAAAAUGAGCUCCUCGAGAUCCGACGAAAAGGCACCCGCCGGCCCGAGGACUUGGGGGAGCGACAGUGCGCCCGCUGCUUGAAGACCUUUGGCCUGAUCUUCGACCGCGGGGAUCUGUGCGAGGAGUGUCAGCUGCGGGUCUGCAACGAGUGCCGCGUCCCCAACCCCAAAGGCCGCCAGUGGAAGUGCAACGUCUGUGCCAAGAUCUCGGAGCUGAAGGUGGUGACGGGAGAGUGGUUCCUGGAGGAGCGGUCCAAGCGCUUCGAUCAGGGGGGUCCGUGCAGUGAUGUGAUCAAACAGACAAUCAUGAGCAGCCCGAUCAUCACGGCCAAAUCCUCGACAGAGAACCUGUUGGACGAGCGGGAAACAACCGACUCCCCGAAAUCCAUCCGAAGCACAGCAGUCAGCUCUGUGGACGACGCCAAGAGGAAACGAAGGAUGAAGGCGGAUAAGAAGGGAAACCGACUCGCCUUGAAGGCCGGAAACGGAGUCGACGCCUUGAGCGUCAAGUCUGCCUCGGACGGAGACGCUCAAAGUGUUCGGAGUGUUCGCUCGGCUCCGAGUCCACGUUCAAACAGAGGAGGCGUUGUGGCCCAGGAGUCCUCGGGGACGCCAUCCGUGCUCAACAACCUACGAUCCCAAACUCCGGACAGAUCGUCCACAGCCAGCAACGGCCGGAGGGUCAGGCCUGAUGGAGCUGAAAGCGUUGCCAGUUUACCCUCCAGUGACGGCACGUCUGAGAAGAGAGCUGGUCGUCACAGGACCAACUCUGGCACGCCGGUCAUUUCUGUGUCACGGGCCUCGACCGUCUCAUCAGAUCAUAGUCGCUCAGAAAUGGACUUGUCAGUUCCAGGUUCUGAACCCAGCAGUGAGGAAGCCCUGAGUCUCAGAAGCCGAUCGGUGCCCGGACUCAAUGAUACAGAGUUUUCCGAGGACGACGCGGAGGAGGACAUCGAUGCUCUGUUGUCCGCUCACAGCAAGGCCCCGCGACGGCGCCUCAGCAACGCAGUGUCAACGUCUUCCACUCCUGGCUCAGAGAGAAAGUGGGGUUACCUGAAUGUCCUCGACUCGGAUGCUGAGACUAGCAGCAUAAACAGCAUGAUGAGCAUGUACAGUGACACCGGUGACUAUGGCAACGCCAGGGUGAGCGGCGAGAUCCUGCUCAACAUCAACUACAGCUACAAGACGGGCGCGCUCAACGUCCAGGUCAAAGAGUGUCACAAUCUGGCAACCGGAGACGAGAGGAGGCAACGCACGGACGCCUACGUGAAGACGUACCUGCUGCCCGACACGUCACGACAGAGCAAGAGGAAGACGAGGGUGAAGGCCAACACCAUCAACCCGGUGUUCAACGAGAACCUGAGGUACGUGAUCAGCCACUCGCAGCUGGAGACCCGGACCCUGCAGGUCUCCGUGUGGCACCACGACAGGUUCGGACACAACAGCUUCCUGGGAGAAGUGGAGCUGGCGUUCGACAACUGUGACCUGGAUUCGCAGAUGGAGGAGUGGUACGCUCUGCAGCCAAAGGUGGAGAGCAGUAUGGACACCACGGUGCAGUAUAAAGGAGAGCUGACCGUCGUGUUGAAGUACAUUCCUGCGGAGAAGAAUCUCGCGCUGCCGCUGGACCAAGUGCAAGUGAAGAAAAGCUUCCUGAAAAGCAAGAGGACGAGCAACUUCACUCUCCCUAAAGGCGGAAUGGUGGAGCUGCUGGUCAAAGGAGCCAAAAAUCUAACUGCCGUCAAGUCUGGAGGGAUUUCUGAUCCGUUUGUGAAAGGGUACCUGCUUCCUGACAACAACAAGUCGACCAAGCACAAGACGGCGGUGGAGCGGCGCACCGUGAACCCACAGUGGAACCACACCUUCACCUACUGUGGUCUUCAGCCCGGAGACCUCAACAACGUCUGCCUGGAGCUCACCGUGUGGGACAAAGAGACCAUGGGCAGCAACGUCUUCCUGGGAGGAGUCAGACUCGGAGCUGGCACAGGCAAAAGCUACAGCAACGAUGUCGACUGGAUGGACUCGUACGGCGAGGAGCAGCAGCUUUGGCAACGCAUGAUCGAAAACCCCGAGGUUCCUCACGAGUGUACGCUGAUGCUGCGAUCGAGCAUGCGCAGCAGGUUGUACACAUGAGCCGCCCGGACUUAAAGCACAGUUAGAGGGGACGGAAAAAUGGCGUGAGGAGAGAGAGAGAGAGAGCUACAUUCUUUUUUUUCCACCCCUCCUUGUCCAGAUCUCUCCUCCUGUCCAGAACCGCCAACCAUGCCUUACACCCUCAUCUACACGUGUCUCGCUGCUCCACAAAGCAUCGCCUCGUCAUCGUGUUUACUGCUGUAGAUGAAAAUACGAUACAUGUAUGUAGGUUAUAAUGCAAAAUAAGCACACAAUGGCGCCGGUCCCGACGUCCGUCCGCAUCUCUGUGAUUCUCGCGCUGGAGUAAGGCCGUCGCCGAGGCACUGAUUAAUAACGUAGCGACGUAAACAUUCCCUUUACGAGGAGCUAAGCUGCAUCCUGGUCCGAAGCACACGGCCGUGCUGGUGUUUGUUGCCACAGUGACAGCUGGAGACGGAGGUGGAAAGUGACUGGAACGUUGGUGAGUCGUGACGCCAAGGCUUUUCUGUAUUAGGGUUCCCACGGGUCCUUGAAAUCCUUGAAGGUUUGUGUAAAUCGCACUGAAUAGACAUGGAUCAAUCAAAGUGCUUGAAUUUCGCGCAAGAAAGAAGUGAAGUUGACAUUUAGGUAAACGUCUCCCUUGUUUGUUACGACACCACCUACUGUUCCAUGCGCCCUGCGUUCAACAAACGUCGAGUCAUAAUUACUAAACUGUCCACUGUCUCUCUCUCUCGCUCUCUGCCGUUGACGUGAGCGAGUAACGUUAAAGCAAGAGAGAGCGAAUGGCGACGUGAUGCCUGGGAAAUGCAAAUUCCAAGAUCUCUGUCUCACCAAAGAAAAUGACAAAGACUGACUUUGUCCAAGAUCCCAAGGACAAUCACUUGUCCAGAUGCAGAGCGUGCUGCAAAUCAAUGAAAGUGGACACCAUCAGGGGGCGGAGACGCUCUUCCAAGUUGCCAUCUUCCAUCUUAUUAAGCUGUGUCAGCACAUUCGGUCCUUGAAUUUGAGGGGAAUUGAUCCUGGAAAGUCCUAGAAAAGUUCUUGAAUUUGAUGUCAGCCAAGGUGUGGGAACCCUGAGUAAUGUUUUAAUCAUUAGCAUUAUCCUGAAAUAUGGUCCUGCUAAGUUAAGCCCACAAUUUCUCAACUUUAUGACCAGAAAAAGAUAUUGUAUGAGGUCAUAGUGACUUUGAACCUUUGAGCACAAAAUCAGUUGACAUUUGUGUCAAUUUUUAAAAAAACCCUGUCCUAAAUAUCACGUUAGCAAGAAUAGUACAGAUGAACCCAGCACAAUGUAUUUUACAGGGGCAUUAAAAGCCACCGUCUUACAUAUUUCAAACGGAGUUUGAGAUAUUUGAAGAGCAUUUUGCUGUGAGCUCCCGCUAAUUUUAUACCCUUUGUCCGCAUGCGUCACUUUAGCUUGACUUGGCUAACUUCAGUAGUUAGCUCAGUGCCCUCAGUCUCGUCUAGUCUGACCGGCAUGGGGCCAGUGAAGUGAAAACGAGUUCAACUUUUUUGGGAAAAAGAACCGGAUAGUUUGCAACCUGAGACCCCUGAAUUAGCUGUCAGUAACUGGACUCAGUAUGUUUGAAUGAUGAGUUAUGGCUAGCAUCGUCCUAGCAGGUACAGCGGGGAGUGACAGGAGAGAGAAAAAAAACACAAAACAAUCUGUGGCACAAAAAGUCUUUUCCAUAAUUUAGAUUUAGAGUCAAUGUAAAUUUACAUAACAGUGUGUUUUACAGGGGCAUUAAAAGCCACCAUCGUGUAUUAGAGGAGCAUUUUGCCAUGAGCUCCUGCUAAUUUUUACCCUUUGUCCACAUGACAAACUUCAGUAGUUAGCUCAGGAGUCUCAGUCUCACAUAACUUGGGGGCUACUCAUUGUCUAGUCUCGCCAGUAGGGGGCCAAUGGAGUGAAAACAAGUUCAAGUUUUUGGUGAAAAAUUAACCGUUAAGUAGCAGUGGGGGAAGUUAAAAAAAUUAUACCAUUACGAUAUUGUCAUUACCGUAUUUGUGACAAUAUUUCACAAUUUUAGUAUCUUUGUUGACAUGGGACAACGUGUAGUUCGCAAUAAACACAUAUUCACAAUGCUAAAUUGGCUUUUUUUGAGACCCCUGAGUUAGCUGUUAGCAAGUUCGAAUGAUGAGUCAUGGCUGUUUAGCAUUAGCAUGCUAGCCCUUGCAGCGGGGAGUUACAGGAGAACUCUCGGUUAACUUUCCACCUCCGAAUGUCUGAGAGAGCGAGAGAGAGAAAACUAAAUCUGUGGCACAAAACCUUUUCCAUAAUUUAGAUUUAGAGUCAGUGUAAAUUAACAUAACACUGUAUCAGUGUGAUAAUAAUAGAAACUGCAUGGUACUGUAUUAGCCAAAAACCGAGGUAGACGAACAAAUGGUUACGUAAUUAAAGCACUGAUCAUGACAUCACUUUGCACUCAGAAAAAGGAAGUUUAGAUAUUUUUUGUGUGUGUUUAAAAAGAGUGAGUCAGCACUGAGCUGAGCCGUGUUCAUC